Molecule: messenger RNA, 573 nt
Organism: Trichophyton rubrum CBS 118892
Lineage: Eukaryota; Fungi; Ascomycota; Eurotiomycetes; Onygenales; Arthrodermataceae
Exons: 4
Coding region: 1-573 (190 amino acids)
Biological process (GO): sphingoid catabolic process
Cellular component (GO): endoplasmic reticulum
Source: RefSeq, a predicted model, not a curated record
AUGUUGGACCUAGAGAAGCAGUUCCUCUUCUAUGGGGCAUACCACCAUCAUCCAGUGAAUGUUAUGAUCCAUAUCACCUGCGUGCCAAUUAUAAUGCUCUGCAUGUUCCUACUGGUGGGGAGCGCCGGUCCGCUGUUCUCUGUGCCAGAGGCCAUCAGCAUCCAGCAUCUGCCUCCUAAUGGCGGAACGAUAGCAGCGUUCGUCUACCUGAUGCUGUACAUGCUGAUGGAACCAGUAGCCGGCGCCAUGCUGACACCGCUGCUGCUGAGCGGAACAGCGUACACGAACUACCUUCUCGCCGCCUACGGGCAAACGGCCGUGUACUGGUCGCUGGCGGUGCAAGGCGUUGCCUGGAUUCUGCAGUUUGUCGGCCACGGCGUGUUCGAGGGUCGAGCGCCGGCCCUGCUCGACAACCUGGUGCAGGCCUUCUUCCUUGCGCCCUUCUUUGUCUGGCUCGAGGUGCUAUUCUACCUGGGCUACCGUCCCGAGCUGAAGUCGCGCCUCGACGCCGCCAUAGCCAAGGAGGUCGCCAAAUUCAACAAGCAGAAGGCCGAGAAGACCAAGGCCAAGUAG